This is a messenger RNA of Myodes glareolus (Bank vole), 553 nucleotides long. Its product is annotated as large ribosomal subunit protein eL39-like. Lineage: Eukaryota; Metazoa; Chordata; Mammalia; Rodentia; Cricetidae. Gene Ontology annotation, biological process: translation. The record is from RefSeq and is a predicted model, not a curated record. Gene Ontology annotation, cellular component: cytosolic large ribosomal subunit; ribosome. Gene Ontology annotation, molecular function: structural constituent of ribosome.
CUUACAACAGUCAACGCCCCUUUUUAGCCACGAGACCUGACGGAUUUCCGGUGGCCGCCAUUAUCCUAACUGCCAGAGGCUUUUAGGCACCGCUUCUGGUGUGCGGUCCAGGGCUCCAGUUGUGAGGAAACCCAGCAGAGUCGGGCGCUCAGCUUGUUGUGUACACUCAGCAGAGUGUGUGCCUGUCUGACUUUUUUCUUCACCAUGGCUUCUCACAAGACAUUCAGGAUCAAGCGAGUCCUGGCUAAGAAACAAAAGCAAAAUCGUCCCAUUCCACAAUGGAUUCAGAUGAGAACUGGCAAUAAAAUCAUGUACAACUCCAAGAGGAGACACUGGAGACGAACCAAACUGGGUCUAUAAGGAACCAUGCGUAUUGAUGCUGUUUGAAAGUCACUGUUAACUUACUGCAUCAAGUUUAAAACCUUACCAUUGUCUGGAUAUCUGAGUGUGUUUAUUGGAGAUGUGAGUUUUUUUCUUUGUUUUUGUGCUCUGGUAAGGUUCAUUCAAUAGUUCAGUAAUAAAUAUGUGAAACUUUUUGUUUGGAAGGAAAAUA